Molecule: messenger RNA, 1753 nt
Organism: Jaculus jaculus (lesser Egyptian jerboa)
Lineage: Eukaryota; Metazoa; Chordata; Mammalia; Rodentia; Dipodidae
Gene: Rps6kb2
Product: ribosomal protein S6 kinase B2
Exons: 15
Coding region: 13-1581 (522 amino acids)
Biological process (GO): protein phosphorylation
Molecular function (GO): protein serine/threonine kinase activity; ATP binding
Source: RefSeq, a predicted model, not a curated record
AAGUGAUCGCGCAUGAUCCCAGACCCGUGGCUGUCAGUCAGAGCAAGGCCAGCUGCUGGCCGAGUGGCCCGCUGGGCCGGCGGGGCUAUGGCGGCCGUGUUCGAUCUAGAUUUGGAGACCGAGGAAGGCAGCGAAGGCGAGGGGGAGUCGGAGUUUAGCCCCGCGGACGUGUCCCCCCUUGCCGAGUUGAGGGCUGCUGGCCUGGAGCCGGUGGGACACUAUGAGGAGGUGGAGCUGACGGAGAGCAGCGUGAACCUGGGCCCUGAGCGCAUUGGGCCCCACUGCUUUGAGCUACUGAGUGUGCUGGGCAAAGGGGGCUAUGGCAAGGUGUUCCAGGUGCGAAAGGUGCAAGGCACCAACUUGGGCAAAAUAUAUGCUAUGAAAGUGCUGAGGAAGGCCAAGAUCGUGCGCAAUGCCAAGGACACAGCACACACUCGGGCAGAGCGGAACAUUCUAGAAUCUGUGAAGCAUCCCUUCAUUGUGGAACUAGCCUACGCUUUUCAGACCGGCGGCAAACUCUACCUCAUCCUGGAGUGCCUCAGUGGUGGCGAGCUCUUCACGCAUCUGGAGCGAGAGGGCAUCUUCCUGGAAGACACCGCUUGUUUCUACCUGGCUGAAAUCACACUGGCCCUGGGUCAUCUCCACUCCCAAGGCAUCAUCUACCGGGACCUCAAGCCUGAGAACAUCAUGCUUAACAACCAGGGCCACAUCAAACUGACAGACUUUGGACUGUGUAAAGAGUCCAUUCAUGAGGGCGCUUUUACUCAUACCUUCUGCGGCACCAUUGAGUACAUGGCCCCCGAAAUUCUGAUGCGCAGUGGCCACAACCGAGCAGUAGACUGGUGGAGCCUGGGGGCCCUGAUGUACGACAUGCUCACUGGAUCGCCACCCUUCACUGCAGAGAACCGGAAGAAAACCAUGGAUAAGAUCAUCAAGGGGAAGCUGGCACUACCCCCCUACCUCACCCCAGAUGCACGAGACCUUGCCAAGAAGUUUCUGAAGAGAAAUCCCAUGCAACGAAUUGGGGGUGGCCCAGAGGAUGCCGCUGAGGUGCAGAGGCACCCCUUCUUCCGGCACAUCAACUGGGAUGACCUUCUGGCCCGCCACGUGGACCCUCCCUUCAGGCCAAGCCUGCAAUCAGAAGAGGAUGUGAGCCAGUUUGACACCCGCUUCACACGGCAGACACCAGUGGACAGUCCAGAUGACACAGCUCUCAGUGAGAGUGCCAACCAGGCCUUCCUGGGCUUCACAUAUGUGGCACCCUCUGUCCUGGACAGCAUUAAGGAGGGCUUCUCCUUCCAGCCCAAGCUGCGCUCCCCCCGGCGCCUCAACAGCAGCCCCCGCACUCCCAUCAGGUACCAAGGGCAGGCCCUCUCAAGUUCUCCCCCUUUGAGGGGUUCCGGCCCAGCCCUGGCCCACCAGAGCCCAUGGAGCCACCUCUACCUCCACUUCUGCCACCACCGUCACCACCUCCACCCUCGAGCACUGCCCCGCUUCCCAUCCGUCCUCCCUCAGGGACCAAGAAGUCCAAGAGGGGCCGUGGGCGCCCUGGGCGCUAGGAGGAUGGGCAGCAGGCCGUGAGGAUCUGGAUGUGUUUGGAGGUUGAAAGUGUUUCUUUGUUGCAAGUAGCUAAGCCUUAGAACCACAGGCAUGGAAGGCUGCAACUGUUGGCAUGGGUCUCCACCACCCACCUCAAUUCCAGGCACUUCAGCUACACCUUUACCAAAUUAAAGGACUGAAUCAUGGCAGAGUG